Leptonychotes weddellii (Weddell seal) is the source of this 3140-nucleotide messenger RNA. RefSeq lists its product as uncharacterized. Gene Ontology annotation, biological process: regulation of transcription by RNA polymerase II. The record is from RefSeq and is a predicted model, not a curated record. Gene Ontology annotation, molecular function: DNA-binding transcription factor activity, RNA polymerase II-specific; RNA polymerase II cis-regulatory region sequence-specific DNA binding. NCBI's taxonomy places the organism in Eukaryota, Metazoa, Chordata, Mammalia, Carnivora, Phocidae. Gene Ontology annotation, cellular component: nucleus.
GUGGGUCCCGGCAGGGUGGCCGGGCGCCGGGCACGGCCGCCACAGCCUCGCUGGUGCCGAGUCUACACCGCGGUGUGAGCCCCGGCAGGGCCUUAGCUUCCUGGGCCUGUCUGCUCUGUAAAAAGGGUGUCGUUUACCUCAUUGAGUUGUUGGGAGAAGGAAAUGGGCGAGUGAUUGUGCAGCGUACGCCCUGAGAGAAAACGCCAUCCGCAGUGGUUUUUAGGCAAUCCAGUCGUGAAAGUGACGCUUUCCAUUUGUGCAGCCUUCAACAAGUUGGCUCAGUAUCGCUGAAUCUCAUCGUUUAGAAAAGAAAUGUGGAAUAAUGUGAAUGUCAGUCAUGCAUAGUUGUGAAGAUUGAAUGAGCUCUUAACGUUAUUACUGUUGUUUUGUGAGUCUGUCUCAAAAAUACGUAGUAGUUGGUUUACAAGCCUCUGGCACCUGGUGAAUGGUUACCUCGUGCCAAGGAACAGUCUGCUAGUUUAGGGAGAGAAUGGAGCCCUAGAAAGUGAUUCCCAGUGUUUACUUGUGGAUGUGUCACAGCGCUGCAAGAAGCCUCAUUUUUUAUGGCUCCUUUUUUUUGUGUUCUUGAUCUGCCUUCUCAGGACACUCCUACUCUUUAAGACAGGAGGCUGGAAAGAGGACUGUGUUGACAAGUCAUGUUCCCGGUGACAUUUAGUGAUGUGGCCAUAGACUUCUCUCAUGAAGAGUGGGGAUGGCUGGAUUCUGCUCAGAGGGAUUUAUACAAGGAUGUGAUGGUCCAGAAUUAUGAGAACCUGGUUUCUCUAGCAGGUCUUUCCAUACCUAAGCCAUAUGUGAUCAGCUUACUGGAGGAUGGGAAAGAACCUUGGAUGGUGGAGAAAAAACUGUCAAAAGGUAUGUUUCCAGAUUGGGAAUCAAGAUGGGGAAACAAGAAAUUAUUAACGAAGGAGGAUAUUUAUGACGAAGAUUCACCCCAAACGGUAAUAAUAGAAAAAAUUAUAAAACAAAGUCAUGAAUUUUCAAAUUUUAACAAGGACUGGGAAUAUAUAGAGAAGUUGGAGGGGAAACAUGAAAAUCAGGUAGAACAUUUCAGACCGGUGACCCUCACCUUUAGAGAAAACCCCACUGGGGAAAAUGUUUACAAAUACAAUACAUUUAGAAGCAUCUUCUAUUUAAAGUCUAUUCUUUCUGAACCACAGAGAAUUUCUGCUGAAGGGAAAUCACAUAAACAUGAUAUAUUUAAGAAGAGCUUACCAAAAAAGUCUUUUAUAAAAAAUGAGGAGAUCAAUGGUGGAAAGAAACUUUUGAAUUCUAAAGAAAGUGUGGCAGCCUUCAGCCAGAGCAAAUCUCUUACCCUUAAUCAGACUUACAAUAGAGAGAAAGUCUAUACAUGCAAUGAAUGUGGGAAAGCCUUUGGCAAACAAUCAAUCCUUAAUCGCCAUUGGAGAAUUCAUACAGGAGAGAAACCAUAUGAAUGUCAUGAAUGUGGGAAGACUUUUAGCCAUGGCUCAUCCCUAACUCGACAUCAGAUAAGUCACAGUGGAGAGAAACCUUACAAAUGUAUUGAAUGUGGGAAGGCCUUUAGCCAUGUGUCCUCACUUACUAAUCAUCAGAGUACUCACACUGGAGAGAAACCAUAUGAAUGUAUGAACUGUGGAAAGUCGUUUAGUCGUGUUUCACAUCUCAUUGAACAUCUGAGAAUUCACACUCAAGAAAAACUCUAUGAGUGUCGAAUAUGUGAGAAGGCCUUCAUUCAUAGGUCAUCUCUCAUUCACCAUCAGAAAAUUCAUACCGGAGAGAAACCUUAUGAAUGUAGUGAAUGUGGAAAAGCCUUUUGCUGUAGCUCACACCUCACUCGACAUCAAAGAAUUCACACUGUAGAGAAACAAUUCGAAUGCAACAAAUGUCUGAAAGUCUUUAGCAGCUUGUCAUUUCUUAUUCAGCAUCAGAGUAUUCAUAAUGAAGAAAAGCCUUUUGAAUGUCAAAAAUGCAGGAAAUCCUUCAACCAGCCAGAAUCACUGAAUAUGCAUUUAAGAAAUCACACUAGAUUGAAACCUUAUGAAUGCAGUAUAUGUGGGAAAGCCUUCAGUCAUAGGUCAUCCCUGCUUCAACAUCACAGAAUUCAUACUGGAGAGAAGCCCUAUGAAUGUAUUAAAUGUGGGAAGACCUUCAGCUGUAGUUCAAACCUUACUGUACAUCAGAGAAUUCAUACUGGAGAAAAGCCAUAUAAAUGUAACGAGUGUGGGAAAGCUUUUAGCAAAGGCUCCAAUCUUACUGCCCAUCAGAGAAUACAUAAUGGAGAGAAACCCAAUAGUGCAAUAAGUGUAGAAAAGCCUUUAGGCCAUAUGAAUCAUUAUACAUGUGAAAAAUCACACAAGAGAGAAACUGUAUGAAUAGAAUAUUUGUCAUAAUACACUUUAGCCAUAGAUCUUUCCUGAAAAUUUAUGCUGGAAAAAAAGUCUUAUGAAUGUAAUAAAUAUGGGAAGGUCUUUAGCAGUGGUACAAGCCUUACUGUCCAUCACAGUUCACACUGUAGAGAGACUAUUUAUUGCCUUCAUACUGCCUAUGAAAGCAAUAAAUGUGGGAAAGCCUUUAGCCAGUAUUAAUCCCUUAAUUCACAUAAGUCCACACUGGAGAAAAACCCUAUAUAUGUAACAUGGGAAAGACAUUAAGCAAUAUGAAUUUCUUAUUGAGUACACACGAGAGAGAAGCAAUAUAAAUGUAAAAAUUGUGGCAAGUCCUUCAGUUAAGGUGUAUUCCUUAUUCUAUAUCCACUCACACUGGAGAGAGCUUAUAUGAGAAGUGUAGCAAACUGUUCACUGAGAGUUUUUAUCUUGCUAGACAUCAGAAGAUUAACGCUAGAACAGCCUGAAGGAUGUAGGAGUUACGUGUAAAUCUUUCUUUGCAACGAUGCUGUUUGUAAGCAGUUCUACAGAAGAGCAAAUGAGUAGAUUGUAACUGAAUAUGCCUUAUAGCAGUAGCAUGCAAUUUUACUCAAGUCCUACAUAAAAGUUUCUUUAGCUAAUGAGCAUGUGAAGAUAUUUAGUCACCCAGUGGAUCCAGAAAAUGUUUUAAAGUUAAAAAUUAAAGCUGCAAAAGAAGUAAAAGGUGGUGUGAAUAAAGUUUUUGGUCUCUAAUAAAAUCAGUUUGUAUAUAAUGAA